AUGCUGAAAGCUUCGAAAUCAAUUUCUGUAGAAGAUCUCAACCGAUUUUCGGAUCUCCACGACGAUGACCAAGUUUCUGAGAAGAAAAUUAAGAUUCCAGGACGCACGAGAUGGUAUAUUUGUGCAAUUGUGACCGCGUUGAUGACUUUGAUUCAAGCCAAUGUUCAUGUUUAUAAUUUCACAGUUUUAUGUAUGCAAGAGGAGCAAGCAAAGAUGAUUAAUGAAAGUCGUUCACGAAAUGAGACAAUCAUCCCAUCGACACUAAACUUCAACUUCAGUAAAUUCGAACAAGAUCUUUUAUUCUCUGCUGCCUACAUUGCUCCACUUCCUUCGAUUAUUAUUCUCUAUUUUCUAACCAAUCGAUCAGGAGUCAAAACUACAUUCAUGCUUUGCUCAGUCAUGUCAUUCUUAUCCACAAUCCUGACUCCAAUUGCCACUCAUUACGGUUUCUGGUAUUUCUGGGCGGCUCGAUUUUUCCAAGGACUUCCAACUGCCAUCCUUGGAAUCGUUGUCUCAGUUGUCACAUGUCAUUGGUCCACUCUUUCUGAAAAUGGAACCUACGUUUCGAUUCUGGCAGCUCACUAUCAAAUCGCUCCUCUUUUGACAAUGCCCUUAUCCGCUUUGAUGUGCAGUGUGGGAGGAUGGAGUUCUGUUUAUUACACUCAAGGAACUAUUACAGCCAUUCUGAUUGUUCUUUUUGCUGUAUUCUACACUGACAAACCAUCAGAGAGCAGAUAUGUUUCUAAAGGAGAAUUGAAGGCAAUUGAAGAUGGAAAGUCAUUGGAAGAGAAACACGUUGAAAAGAGCAAGACUCCAUUUGUGGCGAUUCACAAAGAUUCAGCGGUUUGGGCUAUUUGGAUCACAUCUGUCGGAGGAACCAUCGGAUUCUCUAUCUUUUUGCAAUACGGACCAACCUAUCUUAACAAAGUUCUCCAUUACAAUCUCUCUACUACUGGAUGGACUGCUGCUAUCCCAUACAUCUUCUCUUGCAUUGCUAGAAUCGUUGCUCAACCACUUUCUGCAAAUUGCUCAUUCCUUGGAGAACGUCUUGCUGCUAUUGUCUCCACAUCCAUUUCCCAAGGAACCAUGGCGAUUGCCUUUUUGGUUCUAAUGUUCAUUCCACAAACAUGGUCAUCUGUUGGACAACUUUGUUAUAGUUUGGUGAUAGUUGCCAAUGGAUUAAAUGGAGUUGGAAUCACAAGAAGUGCUCAAUUGGUUUGCAAGCAACACAUGUCUUUUGUCUACACUGCUAGAGCAUUUUAUAAUGGAAGUGUUGGAUUGUUCUUGCCUCUUCUUGUCAAUUUUGUCGCACCAAAUGAUACCCAUAGCGAGUGGUCGAGACUCUUUUUGAUCAUCUUCUGUAUCGUCUUUAUUUCCAACCUCAUUUUCAUCAUCUUCUCUCGUGCUGAAGCUGCUCCAUGGACCAUUGGAACUGCCGAGGUUGAUGACAGAUCUGAACAGGAUUUGGAGGAUCAGAAGAGUAUCUCGACUGCUACUACGGUAGAAAAGUUUUAG
This is a messenger RNA of Caenorhabditis briggsae, 1515 nucleotides long. The coding region runs from base 1 to 1515 and encodes 504 amino acids. Gene Ontology annotation, biological process: transmembrane transport. NCBI's taxonomy places the organism in Eukaryota, Metazoa, Nematoda, Chromadorea, Rhabditida, Rhabditidae. The record is from RefSeq and is a predicted model, not a curated record. Gene Ontology annotation, molecular function: transmembrane transporter activity. The transcript has 3 exons.